CCGACCGGGCGAGAACUCCCUCUACACGGAAUAAAAUGUCGCUCUCAUCUAUCCUUUGCGCUGAUGCCAUCGACUGUGCUAUCAAGGACUGCCAAGGACCAGACUCCUUCUGCCCCAAGAAGUUUUUCCAGACCUGUGGCCUCACCAAGAAGAGCCCCCAGGAUGUGAAGAAGGUUUUCGGGAUCCUGGACAAUGAUGGCAGUGGUUUUGUUGAGGAGGAAGAGCUCAAGUUUUUCCUCCAGAGAUUUUCCCCCACGGCUCGAGUCCUGACAGACAAGGAGACCAAGGCCUUCCUGUGUGCUGCUGAUGAUGACAGUGAUGGCCGGAUUGGAGCAGAAGAGUUCCAGGCCAUGGUCUUAAACAACUAAACAACUGGACUCCAUCUCUUCAACUUCAUCUGACCCCCCCGAACCUGCUC
Messenger RNA from Plectropomus leopardus (leopard coralgrouper), 418 nucleotides. RefSeq names its product parvalbumin 8 (gene pvalb8). Gene Ontology annotation, molecular function: calcium ion binding. The record is from RefSeq and is a predicted model, not a curated record. Lineage: Eukaryota; Metazoa; Chordata; Actinopteri; Perciformes; Serranidae. Gene Ontology annotation, cellular component: cytoplasm.